Molecule: messenger RNA, 3105 nt
Organism: Hippopotamus amphibius kiboko
Lineage: Eukaryota; Metazoa; Chordata; Mammalia; Artiodactyla; Hippopotamidae
Gene: SCART1
Product: scavenger receptor family member expressed on T cells 1
Cellular component (GO): membrane
Source: RefSeq, a predicted model, not a curated record
AUGAGGGCAGCGCUCUGGGCCUUGGGGCUGGGCGCCCUUCUCCUCACCGUCAGGGCCGUCCCCACCGGUGGACCCAGCGGCCUGCGGCUGGCCUACAGGCACAGUCUGUGUGACGGGGUGGUGCUGGUCCGGCACGAAGGAGAGUGGGGACACGUGUGCAACCAGGAGUGGACGCUGAACGAGGCAUCCGUGGUCUGCAGGCAGCUGGGCUGUGGCCGUGCUGUGGGCGCCCCCAAGUACGUCCCGCUGCCCGGAGAGUUGGCACAGCCCUGGCUCCACAACGUGUCCUGCAGGGGUGAUGAGUCCUCCCUCUGGGGGUGCAGCCUGGGGGCGUGGGCACGGAGCCCAUGCCCCUACGAGUGGGUGGUGGUUGCUCUGUGUUCCAACGGCACUUUCCGGGAGGUCCGGCUGGUGAAGGGCCGCAGCCCCUGCGCAGGGCUCCCCGAGAUCAGGAACGUGAACGGCGUGGACCGCCUCUGCGGCCUGCACCAGGAGGAGGCCAUGGUGUUCUGCCGGGAGCUGGGGUGCGGCCCCGCGCUGCAGGCUUCCCGCCAAGAUGCCGGCGUCACCAGGAAGUACAUGACCUGCGGGGGCAGCGAGCCCACCAUCCGGAACUGCAGACUGAACAACAAGUUCCGCAGCGGCUGCGACUUCCAGCACGACGCCCAGGUGGUCUGCGCAGGGCACACAGAGGCCCGGCUGGUGGGCGGCGAGCACCCCUGUGCCGGGCGCCUGGAGGUGAGGCGAGGCCUGACCUGGGGCACCGUCUGCGACACCGACCUGGACCUGGCCACGGCCCACGUGGUGUGCCGGGAGCUGCAGUGCGGUGUGGCCGUGUCCACACCCGGGCGCGCCCACUUUGGCCGGGGCUCGGGCCCCGUGUGGACGGAGGCCUUCCGCUGUGUGGGGAACGAGUCCCUGCUGUUCCACUGCCCUCGGGGGCCCGGGCGCCAGUGCGGGCACGGCCAGGAUGCCGGGCUCCGGUGCUCAGAGUUCCGGCUGGUCAACGGCAGCGGUGCCUGCGAGGGGCGUGUGGAGCUCCAGAUUCAGGGGGCCUGGGCGCCCCUCUGUGCUGCCCACUGGGACUUAGCAGAUGCCACGGUCCUCUGCCACCAGCUCAGCUGUGGCAACGCGGUGGCCACACCCCCGGGAGGCCAUUUUGGGGACGGGGACUCAACCAUCUGGCCCGACGUGUUCCACUGCGUGGGGACAGAGCCCUAUUUGUGGAACUGCCCCCAGCGCACCCUGGGGGCCCCAGCCUGUGCCCCCGGCGACGCCGCCACUGCCGUCUGCUCAGGUCUCCCCAACGCCCUGCGGCUGAGGGAGGGACAGAGCCGCUGCGACGGCCGCGUGGAGGUAUCCCUGGACGGGGUGUGGGGCCGCGUCCUGGACGACGCGUGGGACCUGCGCGCCGCGGCCGUCGUAUGCCGGCAGCUGGGCUGCGGAGAGCCGGAGGGCGCCUACGAGGCGGCGGCGCCCGCGCGCGGGGCCGUCCCGCUGGGGCUGAGCCGCGCGCGCUGCCUGGGCCCCGAGACCCGCCUGACGCAGUGCAACGUGUCCGCGUCCCCGCUGGUGCUCGCGGCGGCCUCGCGGGACGCGGGCGUCCUGUGCUCCGGUAGGUGCAGGCCCGGCCCCCCGCCCUCCCCGCGGGGGGGCCUCCGGGUGCGGCUGGCCGCCGGACCCGAUCGCUGCGCGGGGCGCGUGGAGGUGCUCCGGGGGGGCGCGUGGGGCACCGUGUGUGACGACGGCUGGGACCUGCGGGCCGCGCACGUGGUUUGCCGGCAGCUGGGCUGCGGCCAGGCUCUCAGCGCCCCGGGGGCCGCGCACUUCGGGGCUGGGGCCGGGCGCAUCUGGCUGGACGAGCUGGGCUGCGAAGGCCACGAGCCUGCGCUGUGGCGGUGCCGGUCGGGGGGCUGGGGCCGGCAUGACUGCGGGCACAAGGAGGACGCCGGCGUCUACUGCUCAGGAUCUGUGGCCCUGAGGCUUCGAGGUGACGCCGGGCACUGUGUGGGGUGGCUGGACGUGUUCUACAAUGGGACGUGGGGCGCCGUGUGCAGUAACGCGCUGAAGGACACCUCCUUGUCCGUCAUCUGCAAGCAGCUGGUGUGGGGCGCAGGGCUGGGUGCAGAGCAGGCCCGUCCACACUGGCCUGGGCACCUCCUGGGUGGACAACGUCCAGUGCCGCAGGCUGCGAGACUCCACGCUGUGGCAGUGCCCCUCGGCUCCGUGGCACCCGCGCUCCUGCGCCCGCGGGGAGGAGGAUCCUCGGAGCAAACGACACAGGAUUCCGGGGAGGCCCUCCAUUGCUCCUCGACCGGCAGCUGCCCAGAGGAGGGCGCGCUGCGCGUGCGCGGAGGGGAGGCCCGCUGCUCGGGCCGCGUGGAGCUCUGGCACGCCGGCUCCUGGGGCACCGUGUGCGACGACUCCUGGGACCUGGCGGACGCCGAGGUCGCGUGUCGCCAGCUGGGCUGCGGCCGGGCUGUGAGCGCCCUGGCGGGGGCCGCCUUCGGGCCGGGCUCGGGGCCCGUGUGGCUGGACGAGGUGGGGUGCCGGGGUACCGAGGCGUCCCUGGGGGGCUGCCCCGCGGAGCCGUGGGGCCGCGGAGACUGCGGGCACAAGGAGGACGCCGGCGUGCGCUGCUCCGGCGACGGAGGGGCCUCGACCCUGCCCCCGGCAUCAGGCCGUCCUCCGGCCCCUCUACCUGCCGCUGAGGCUGGGACUCUGCCCAUGACCUUCUGCCUGGUCCUCGGCACCCUCCUGCUGGUCAUCUUACUGGUCCUGGGGACACAGUGGUUCCGGGGCAGGGGAGACUGCGGGGGUUCCGGAAUGUUGGGGGAUCUGCCCUCAGAAGGUGUUUACGAGGACAUUGGAGCUGUCCCCGUGGGGGAGAAGGACGCGGGGCCUGGAGUGUCCCAGGCCCUGGUGCUGGAGGAGCAGUACGACGACGUGGGGGAGCCCGAGGAUGGCCCCGAGGAGGGGGAUGCGGAGGAGGGGGCCCCCCUGAGCUCCACGGGUGUGCACCUCUGCGCCUUGGCGUCCCUGGCGCUUUUCCUGCUGUACUGCUGCUACGCCCAGGGCUCUGCUGCGGCCAGCCCCUACAUCUAA